This is a messenger RNA of Sarcophilus harrisii (Tasmanian devil), 3063 nucleotides long. RefSeq names its product eukaryotic translation elongation factor 1 alpha 1 (gene EEF1A1). Gene Ontology annotation, molecular function: translation elongation factor activity; GTP binding; GTPase activity. The coding region runs from base 216 to 1604 and encodes 462 amino acids. The transcript has 8 exons. NCBI's taxonomy places the organism in Eukaryota, Metazoa, Chordata, Mammalia, Dasyuromorphia, Dasyuridae. The record is from RefSeq and is a predicted model, not a curated record. Gene Ontology annotation, biological process: translational elongation; translation.
GGAGGGGACGAAUGGGCACGUUGAACCCGAGCGGGUGGCUGAAGCGCGGGGGGAGCUGGGUAGCGGUGACGCGCGGCUGGCUCCACCUCCUUUCCCGGAGGGAGGAGGGGGAGGACAGUAUAUAAGUAGCGCUGCCGCCCUAGACGUUCUUUUUCGCAACGGGUUUGCCGCCAGAACACAGGUGUUGUGAAAACCAUCGCUAAACCUCCACAAAAAUGGGCAAGGAAAAGACUCACAUUAACAUUGUCGUCAUUGGACAUGUAGACUCUGGCAAGUCCACCACUACUGGUCACCUCAUCUACAAAUGUGGUGGAAUUGAUAAGAGAACCAUUGAGAAGUUCGAGAAGGAGGCUGCUGAGAUGGGGAAGGGCUCCUUCAAAUAUGCCUGGGUCUUGGAUAAACUGAAGGCUGAACGCGAGCGUGGUAUCACUAUUGAUAUCUCCCUGUGGAAAUUUGAGACCAGCAAAUACUAUGUGACUAUUAUUGAUGCUCCGGGACACAGAGACUUUAUCAAGAACAUGAUUACAGGCACAUCUCAGGCUGACUGUGCUGUCCUGAUUGUUGCUGCUGGUGUUGGUGAAUUUGAAGCUGGUAUCUCAAAGAAUGGGCAGACCCGUGAGCAUGCCCUUCUGGCCUACACACUAGGUGUGAAACAACUGAUUGUUGGUGUAAACAAAAUGGAUUCCACCGAGCCCCCCUACAGCCAGAAGAGAUACGAGGAAAUUGUCAAGGAAGUCAGUACCUAUAUCAAGAAAAUUGGCUACAACCCUGAUACAGUAGCUUUUGUGCCAAUUUCAGGAUGGAAUGGUGACAACAUGCUGGAGCCAAGCUCUAAUAUGCCUUGGUUUAAGGGAUGGAAAGUCACCCGUAAGGAUGGAAAUGCUAGUGGAACUACACUGCUUGAAGCUUUGGAUUGCAUCCUGCCACCAACUCGUCCAACUGAUAAGCCCCUUCGUCUACCCCUUCAAGAUGUCUACAAGAUUGGUGGUAUUGGUACUGUACCUGUUGGCCGUGUGGAAACUGGUGUUCUGAAACCAGGCAUGGUGGUCACCUUUGCCCCAGUCAAUGUGACAACUGAAGUAAAGUCUGUUGAAAUGCACCAUGAAGCUUUGAGUGAGGCUCUGCCUGGGGAUAAUGUUGGUUUCAAUGUCAAGAACGUGUCUGUCAAAGAUGUCCGCCGUGGUAAUGUGGCUGGUGAUAGCAAGAAUGACCCACCUAUGGAAGCUGCUGGUUUCACUGCACAGGUCAUUAUCCUGAACCAUCCAGGCCAAAUCAGUGCAGGCUAUGCACCUGUUCUGGAUUGUCACACUGCUCACAUUGCUUGCAAGUUUGCUGAACUGAAGGAGAAGAUUGAUCGUCGUUCUGGUAAGAAGCUGGAAGAUGGCCCUAAAUUCCUGAAAUCUGGUGAUGCUGCCAUCGUUGACAUGGUUCCAGGCAAGCCUAUGUGUGUGGAGAGCUUCUCUGAUUAUCCUCCUCUGGGUCGUUUUGCUGUUCGUGAUAUGAGGCAGACUGUUGCAGUUGGUGUCAUCAAGGCAGUUGACAAGAAGGCUGCUGGAGCUGGCAAGGUCACAAAAUCUGCCCAGAAGGCCCAGAAGGCUAAAUGAAUAUUCUGUAAAAUACCUGCCACCCCAGUCUUAAUCAGUGGUGGAAGAACGGUCUCAGAACUGUUUGUCUCAAUUGGCCAUUUAAGUUUAAUAGUAAAAGACUGGUUAAUGAUUACAAUGCAUCGUAAAAGCUUCAGGAGGAAAGGAAUGUUUUUGUGGACCAUUUGUUUCGUGGCAGUUUUAAGUUAUUAGUUUUUAAAAUCAGUAAUUUUUAAAUGGAAACAACUUGACCAAAAAUCUGUCACAGAAUUUUGAGACCAUUAAAACAGUUUAAUGCGAAACCUGUGUGUUCUUUGGGUCAACCAUUAUUAGAAUUUGGGGGUGGAAAGGAUGUAAGCAGGCACAAAUGAUUCCAUUGGCCACAGAAUCUUGGCUACAAUUUCUGGGCACAAAAAGUACUAACACUGGCAAGUGAGCUCACUUGACCUAAAAUUUGUAAUUUUUGUUUCAAAAAAUGUAUAGUUUACCUUUGAACAAAGCUGAUAGAAAUGUGUUAAUCUGACUUGUUAGGGCUGUACUUAAGCCUUUUAAUGAAAAUAAUGGUAUUCUUUUUUGUAGGUUAAGGGGUAAAGUGCUAUGAAUUUUUUUUAACAAUGCCCUUCCAAAGCCUUUUGGCUUUAGCUCUUUUUCUAGCUAGACAAUCUCAUCUAAAACACCAGCAAGUCUUCUGGUAAAGCAUAUAUAUAGGAUUAGAUGGAUUUUUUUUAAGGAAAUUGGCACUAUCUUAUAGAAAUUAUGUAAUUGUCCAUCUGUUUGAGGCGAAUAUACUAGCACUGAAAUGAGAAUUGUUUCUAUGGAGUUUUUUAGCAUUACCUCUUAAAUUCUGAUUGUGCCAAAUGGAAGUAAUGCUAUCUGGGGGGAAUGAUAAAAGAUAAUUUAGUGAAUUAAACAAUGAAUGUCAGGUGUGCCACUAGCAGAAAACUGCCAUGUUAGCUGCUUUGUUACUUCAUACAACGUGGUGUAAUAGUUUAUUUAGUAUGUGAUAGUAAUAAAGUUCCCAACUUCUAAGAUUAAUCUUAGUAUUGAAAAGCUAGCAUUCUUUCUAUGGAGUUUAUCAUUACAUUUACCUCUUAUAGUAAAAUUACCUCAAGUUCAUUUUUGGAACCAAAACUUUUAAUAGAACUAAAUCUGGAAGGUCAGAAAACACCUUCUUGAAAGAUGAAUAUCCUUAUUGUGGAUAACUUGGAAUUUUCCAGCUUUGUUAAACUGCCUCAAAACAAACCCUUAAUCGCUAAUUAGGGUGUUGGGUGGAUAUAUUAAGGGUUUAAGAAUUUUUUUGAUUAAAACAUGCAUGUUGCAUUGUGGUGGGAACCUCUGGCAGAUGUCAUGUAGAUGGAAUAUAGCUGGGAAAUGGCACUUUAGAUAAAUAUUUCUAAAUGUAAUCCACAAGGUAAAUAAGUUGUUGGAAAAUUAUAAAUGACAUUGUCUUAAUAAAGGGGGUUUUUAUUUGGAAAAGGAA